Symbiodinium sp. CCMP2456 is the source of this 2955-nucleotide messenger RNA. NCBI's taxonomy places the organism in Eukaryota, Dinophyceae, Suessiales, Symbiodiniaceae. The record is from the annotation of a GenBank genome assembly.
AUGGGAGAUGGCUGUCAGGAUGAGAUGCAGCAGCAUGUCCUGGAGCAGUGCACGAAGGAUCCUGCCAUGCCCGAUGCGCUGCAAAGCUUGAUCACUUCCCUGGUACGAGUUUUCUGGGCCGACAUGGUCGUUGAACUUGAGCUGGACGCGUCGUCCGGUAGGCGGCAGGAGGACGAUGAGGAGGAGUCGACAGGCAGCCUUCCACAGGGGCCGCUCGGCCGAGCGCUGUCGCCAUGGUUGGUCGCUUCCUCCCUGGCUGGCAGCCAGCAGCGAGAGGAAGAACUUGCAGCCGCUCCUGACAUAGCCACGGGAAUCCUGCAGGUGCUGGUGGUCGAGGCCCGCGACCUGGUGCCAGUGCACGGUAUUGGCACGAACCCUUACGUGCGCGGACGACUUGGCGCGCAAGUCCGACGCAGCCGAACAGUCUGGAGCAACCUGAGACCAGCUUGGAAUUGUCUCAUGGAGUUCCCCGUGGUGUCAACCAGAGGUAACUUGGAGCUGGAGGUGAUGAGCCGGGCACCGCUCUUCGGUGGCGACACGCGGCUUGGUUACGUCUCCUUGAGCCUUGAUGACAUCACCUCCCCAGCAGCAGUUCUGACCACUGGCCCGGGGGACUCACAGCUGGCGUACAGAUGUGAGCCUCUCUUGGGCGCCCAGAAGGGAGAGCUAGUUCUCAUCAUGGAUUACAAGAAGCUGCAGGCGGUGCGGCGUCGCCUCUCCUGUGGUGCUUUCGGGAAUUCAUUGCUGCGUCGAGCAGCGCAGUUCAGGGCUUUCUUCCUGUACCACUACUGGCCCUGUGACAAGUCUAUCUUCCAGAUGUACAUGCAUGAGCCGAUCGACAUCUGCUUGUUGCUGCUGUCUUUGAGUCCCUUUGUCUUUGUACGUGUGCUGUUCUAUACAGUGCUUCUUCUAUGUCUUUGUGUCCCAUGGCCUCCUGACGAGCAUCAGAUUGUUCAGUUCAUCCUUGCGUGCAAGGGAACUGCCAUCAUCUCGGAUGGUGCUGGGCGUGUCUUCUACGGCAUUAUCAUGUACUACCUCUGUGCCAGGGAGGGCACAUGCUCUUCGGGCGGUGCUCCGGGAACGGGCGUGAGCUUCACGUACGUGGCAUUGGAUCUUUACCAAGAGGUGCUGGUUUGGGCCGUGGGCGCCCUGAGGUCAGCUCGGGAUGUGAUGGCCUUCAGCUGGGACGGAAGCUUGCUAGCGGCAGAAGCUUGGAGGUGGCGAGUUGCAGAGAACUUCUUUUGGGCCCGUGCGAUCUUUGGUCUUUGCAUGUGUCCCUUCCUCUUCUUGCUCCAUCCACAGAUCAACAAGCUACUGACCCACAGCACGCCAACGGGCUACACCCGACUCGGAACGCUGAAGAGGCACAGACCCAUUUUGCGACCCAAAAGGCCGCCAAAGAGCGAGACGGAAAUCCGGGAAGUUCAGGAGCAGGCCGGGCUUUCGGGUUCUGGAAAGACAUCCAAGACGCUGCCGGAAGGAGGCGGUCGCCGAUUCUCCAACCGCCUCUCCGAAGUCUGGACCCAGUCAGAGCAGGAGGCCUCGCUGGCUGUCAAGGCUCAGUGCCACAGUGUGCAGGCACCGGUCCAUGACACGCCAGAGGUUGUGGCCUGCAACCCCGACAGAGCUGACCCGAUCGGGGACAGCCAUUGCAUGAAGUGGCCAAGGCUUCUGCAUUUGGGCGACGGGGAAAGCAGCCACACCCUCGCUGCCAACGUUUUGUCUACGAAGCUCGAAUCCCCCCAAAGCCGUGAGGCGAAAACGGCGGUGACCGUGGUCUCGCUCGAGAUUCGAGUCGCCAGUGCCGCCGUGUCACUGGGCUUGCGGGCAGCUGAUGCAGGGCGGACGACAGUGCUAUCAGUGGCGCGACGGGUUGUCCCGGGAAGCGACACUGCUGUUGUGCGUUUCGCACGGGCACGUGCUGAAGGGGCCGAGCAAGCUGUUGUCGCGUUGGUGAGGUGCUGCGAUCGAGCUCUACAGGGACCAGUCGCUGUCGCGACUCGAAUCGCUGGUCACGUCCCUGGUGGCCGCGCGGCUCUGUCCGUGCUUGGUAGCAUGUGUCGGCUGGGCGGGGGCUUGGUGCGAACCUGCUACCGCAUGGCAGCUGUCGUGGAGUCGCCCGGCGAGGUUGGGUCCAGCGGCGAGUGUGAGCAGCUCGCCGACUCUCCUCUCGGCAUCCAGGCUGGCUUGCCGACGAUCGAGCUCCUGCAAGCAGCAGGCGGCAGUGAACUCGUCGAGCUCAGCGAGAAGGCGGAGCUGGUGAAGCUCGAGGCAGCUGCCAGGCUUGCGGAGCUCCUAACCCGUGCCGAGCGCCUUGCAGAGCGGGAGGUGGCCGAGGCCAGAGAAGCCUUGCAGCGCGUGCAGCCGGAGAUCAGCAAGAUUUCGCAAGCCCUCCGAGACAGGAGCCAAGGUUGGGCAUGGGAGGUCCAGCGUGCAAGAGGUACAUGUGAAAGCAUGUGCCGAUCCACGGUCGCGUGGACUUCGGACCUGGCGGGUCGGCUUCCCGUCGCUGGUCAGGUGCUCUUGGGGGCUUUUCGGCGAGAGCUGCAGGAGCUCCAGGAGCAAGGUCGUGCGGAAAGGACGGUGCUGCAAACCUUGGAGGCAUACUCCCGAGUGCUUUUCUCCUCUGCUUGUGAGGCAGUGCUGGAGCUUCGCCCCCAACAUGUGGCACUGGCUGGAACUACGCCCACAAGUCCUGCGUUUGGAAACGAACGUGGAGGGGGCGCCAGAUCACGUGCUGGCAGCCCACUUCCCACUCCAAAGGCUCCGCUUGAUGGCGGCGAAAAGAGGAGCUACAGCCUUCCGCGAAAGGCCCGCAGCGAGGAAGGCAUCGAUAUCAAUAUCAUCGAGGUCUCCCAUGGCAACACGGCGCCAAAGCUGCCAGAGGUGCGUCGCCCCGGGGUGUCCGUAUUCGGUGCGAUGCGGCGGCUGGCAUCACCGCGGCAACCUGGAUGA